Messenger RNA from Ambispora gerdemannii, 819 nucleotides. The record is from the annotation of a GenBank genome assembly. NCBI's taxonomy places the organism in Eukaryota, Fungi, Glomeromycota, Glomeromycetes, Archaeosporales, Ambisporaceae.
AUGUCAAAUUCUGAUUCAGACGAUUACAUGUCCUCUAGUUUCCUUUCAGAAAUUCCGGAUGAAGAGAAACCAAAGACCUACUCCGAAAGGAGACGUCAGAACCAAUUUACGAAUUUAGGUUACAAUAAACCUCGCAAGGUUUUAGAGAAGGAGCUUCGUGAAGAAGGGCUCAGUAAACCCAUUGACACCGAAGAAAAUGCCUCCUCACCUGGCUUAAAAUUGCUAAGAAAGAUGGGUUAUGAAAAGGGCAUGAAAUUGGGAAAAAGUGAAGGUUCUCAGGCAUUAAGUGAACCACUAACAGUAGAAUUAAAACAGGACCGCUUGGGUUUAGGAAUGUCAACAGAAAUAAAGAAGCGUAAAUUGAGUAGAUUGGAAGAAAAUGUAAAACGCACGAAAAUAAAAGAAGACGAAUAUGUCGAACGUUUACGAGAUGAGAGGAUUGCAAAACGCGUUGAAAGGCAGUUAAAAGCUAUCCAACGAAUAUGCGAGACAUUAGACUCGAAAAGGGGAAUAGAGUACAAUAUUUUUUGGCUGUGUGAUGAAGAAAAGAGCUCGAUCAAAAAGCUCGAUCAAUUUUCAGACGAAGAUGAACCAAAAAUCAAAUUAGAAGAACCUGAAGAAUUCAAAUUGCUUGAGAUUUCCGAUGAAGAUAAGCAAAAAUCAGAAUUUGAUUCGCUUGAGAAUUCGCAAAAAAUCGAACGUAUACUUGCUUAUCUUCGCGAUCAGUAUUUUUAUUGUUUUUGGUGUGGUCACGAAUACUCGAACAUCGAAGAACUGACCAAUCAAUGUCCUGGCGCUACAGAAGAAGACCAUGAUUGA